Messenger RNA from Triticum turgidum subsp. durum (durum wheat), 1725 nucleotides. NCBI's taxonomy places the organism in Eukaryota, Viridiplantae, Streptophyta, Magnoliopsida, Poales, Poaceae. The record is from the annotation of a GenBank genome assembly.
AUGGCUACCACGAUGGAGAAGCUGGUGUUCUUGCUCUUAUGGGCUGCUGCUCUAAUGGAAGGUUCCAUGGUGAAGUCUCUCCCGUACGAUUCUUCCGCAAGCGUCGAGUGCUUGGUUGAGCCGAUGGAGCCGCACUACGGCGGCGGGCUCAUCGUCAACCCGGACUUCAGCGCCGGCCUCCGGGGCUGGUCGGCCUUCGGCUACGGCAGCGUCGCCGAGGGCGCGUCGGUGGCCACGGGGAACCGGUACGCCGUGGCGGGCAACCGGACGCGGCCGUACCACAGCGUCAGCCAGAAGGUGUACCUGCAGAACGACACGCACUACACUCUGUCCGCGUGGUUGCAGGUGAGCCAUGGUGCCGCCGCCGACGUGUGGGCGGUUGUCAAGACCGCCGACGACUUCGUUCACGUCGGCGGCGCCGUGGCCAAGCCCGGGUGCUGGUCCAUGCUCAAGGGCGGGUUCACCGCCGCCAACGCCGGGCGCGCCGAGAUCUACUUCGAGAGCAAUGCGACGGUGGACAUAUGGGUGGACAGUGUCUCGCUGAAGCCGUUCAGCAAGGAGGAGUGGGCGGCGCACCGGACGGAGUCGACCCGCGCCGUGCGGAGGAAGAUGGUGAGGCUCCAGGCCAAGGACUCCGGCGGGAACCCGCUGCAGGGCGCGGAGGUGUCGGUGGAGAACGUGCGCAGCAGCUUCCCUCUGGGCGCGGCCAUGAGCCGCGAGAUCCUGACCAACCCGGGGUACCAGCAGUGGUUCACGUCCCGGUUCACGGUGACCACGUUCGAGAACGAGAUGAAGUGGUACAGCACGGAGCCGGCGCCGGGGCGGGAGGACUACACGGUGCCGGACGCGAUGCUGGCGCUGGCGAAGCAGCACGGCAUCGGGGUGCGCGGGCACAACGUGUUCUGGGACGACCCCAAGCAGCAGCCGCGGUGGGUGCAGUCGCUCCCCUACCCGGAGCUGCUGGCGGCGGCGUCGCGGCGGAUCCGGUCCUUCGUGUCGCGGUACGCCGGGCAGGUGAUCGCGUGGGACGUGGUGAACGAGAACCUGCACUACUCCUUCUUCGAGCGCCAGUUCGGGUGGGACGCGUCCACGGCCUUCUACGCGGCGGCGCGGCUGCUGGACGCCGGGUCGGCGCUCAUGUUCAUGAACGACUACAACACGCUGGAGCAGCCCGGGGACAUGGCGGCGGCGCCGGGGAGGUACGUGGACCGGCUGCGGCAGAUCAUCGCGUCCUACCCGGAGAACGGCGCCGGCAUGGCCAUCGGGCUGGAGGGGCACUUCACCACCCCCAACAUCCCCUACAUGCGCGCCGCGCUCGACUCGCUGGCCCAGAUCGGGCUCCCCGUGUGGCUCACGGAGGUGGACGUGGCCGGCGGGCCGUCGCAGGCGCAGCACCUGGAGGAGGUGCUGCGGGAGGCGUACGCGCACCCGGCGGUGCAGGGGGUCAUCCUCUGGUCCGCGUGGCGGCCGCAGGGGUGCUACGUCAUGUGCCUCACCGACAACAACUUCAGGAACCUGCCGCAGGGGGACGUGGUGGACCGGCUGCUCGCCGAGUGGAGGACGGCGGCGCAGACCGGCACCACCGACGAGCAGGGCUACUUCCAGGCCGAGGUCGCGCACGGCGACUACAAGGUCACCGUCAGCCACCCCUCGCUCAACACCUCCGUCUCGCAGAGCGUCACGGUCGACCUCGGCUCCGGGAACCACUUCUUCAUCCAGGCCUAG